GUUGGCGGCCAUCUUUGAAAGUUGUGUCUGGAGAACGAAUGAAAGUGUAAACUCUCGUGGAUAUAUUGACACUAAAGAAAACAUUUUCCGGUGGUAAUCUUCCUCUAGUAUCAAGAUGAAUCCUAUGACAAAUGUCAAGAAUAUUCAAAAGCUCAACGAGCGGAUGUUAGACAUGGGCGUUGAAGAUGACUUAUCAUGGCAUAAACAGUACAAGGAUAGUGCAUAUAUAUUCAUAGGUGGACUGCCAUAUGAUCUAACAGAAGGAGAUAUCCUAUGUGUCUUCUCACAAUAUGGAGAGAUAGUCAAUGUAAACCUGGUACGAGAUAAGAAAACAGGCAAGCAGAAAGGAUUCUGUUUUUUGUGUUAUGAAGACCAAAGAAGCACUAUCCUAGCUGUCGACAACUUUAAUGGAAUCAAGCUUGGUGGAAGAACAAUCAGAGUUGACCACUGCUCAAGUUAUCGUAAGCCAAAAGGAGACGAGAAGGAUGAGGAGGGGAAUAGAAAAGAAAUUUUGGAAGAGGGAUGUGCUCCAAAGAUUUCUUCACCAUCAGCUUCAGAGGAUGAACCAGAACCUCUUGAACCAGUAAAGAAGAAAAAGAAAGUGAAGAAAGACAAGAAACAUAAAAAACACAGAGAAAAAAAAUCUAAGAGAAAGGAAAGUUUAUCUAGUUCAGAAAGUCAAGAUGACAGCCGUUUUUCAAAGGAUGAGAAGCAAAAAGAGAAAUCAAGUAAAGAAAAAUCAUAUUCCGAGAAGAAAAAAGAUGCUCGACUACAGGAAAGAAGCUAUGAUAGAGACUCUUAUAAAGAAAGAGAUGAAAGAGCAAGCAACACAAGGGAAUGGGAUUAUGGAAAGAGAACUGAAAGGGAAGAUAGAUAUGUGGAAACAAAAAGAGAAAGAAGGGAUAGAAAUGAACAAUCAUCCCAUAUGGAAGACAGAUCCUAUGAUAAUAGGGACAGAUGGGGUGGACGACAAGGGAGGGACAGUAGAGAAAGAUUGGGUGACAGGAGAGAUAGUAGAGAAAGAUUAGGCGAAAGAACAAGAGACAGGAGUAGGGAUAAUAAGUAUAGUGAUAAAGAUAGGGUCAAGAGUAAGAGGUAAUAGAAACUAAACAUUAGGUAUCUCACAUUAUUACACUCAAAGGGCUACAGACAAUGAGACUGUUGGAUGCAACAUUACAACAGAAAAUUCCUCAUGGUGUCUACCCACGAGGCAUUGCAACACUACAUCACCAGCAAUGUGCAGAAAGUUGGGUUCUAUUUCUGUAAUUGAAGCUAAAACCUCAAUGAUGUUCUGGACAUUGUGGAGAAUGAGAGCCACCCUAAUAAAUGCAUUUUCACUAAAA
Messenger RNA from Actinia tenebrosa (Australian red waratah sea anemone), 1343 nucleotides. RefSeq lists its product as uncharacterized. The record is from RefSeq and is a predicted model, not a curated record. Gene Ontology annotation, cellular component: catalytic step 2 spliceosome; precatalytic spliceosome; U2 snRNP. Lineage: Eukaryota; Metazoa; Cnidaria; Anthozoa; Actiniaria; Actiniidae. Gene Ontology annotation, biological process: mRNA splicing, via spliceosome. Gene Ontology annotation, molecular function: RNA binding.